AUGGGAAAUGUUUAUCCAUUGCGUCCUCUUUGCUCUGAUUUCCCCAUUAGCAAUGCUUAUAGGUUAGACAAUGUGUUCGAACAAGAACUUGAGAGAAAAUUAUAUGAUACUCUCAAGGCUGCAUCUGAGCUUAACAAUGGCAACAAGAACUU
Molecule: messenger RNA, 152 nt
Organism: Entrophospora candida
Lineage: Eukaryota; Fungi; Glomeromycota; Glomeromycetes; Entrophosporales; Entrophosporaceae
Source: the annotation of a GenBank genome assembly